AUGCCAAAAAUGUGGGAUUUAUUAAGAAAAUCAAAAUAUUAUUUAAUAAAUGUCCAUCCACUUGGACAAUUUUCCUUUCCAAAUAUUCCAAAAAGAAUUGUUAAUAUUGGAGGGAUUGAAGUAGAAAUUGAAGGAAUUUUGAAUGAAAUUGAGGAAGAAAAGAAAUUGGAAGAAAAAGAGAAAAAUAAGCAUAGUAUAACAGGCUUUUUUAAAAAUAAACUAAUUGAAUAUUUACCUGAAGAACCUGUAUUUCGAUGGAUUAAAAAGGUAUUUAAUACGACACAGUGCCGAACUAGAUCCGGCCGGAUUUUUUCGGAGGCUGAUUGCUUUGUUUUAUUUUAUAUGGGUGAAAAUGUUAGCUUCAAUGGAUUUACACAAGAAUAUUUUAAUGAAUUAGUAGAAACAUUCUUAAAAUAUGACAAAUGUAAAUUUGUUGUUCAACUUAAAGAUGCAUUUCAUUCGUUAGUAAUGCUACUAAAGAAUUUUUCAGCACCAUGGCGAUUAGAAGGCCCUUCCUAUAACAAUAUAUAUUUUUACAUGAAUAAAGUAAAUCUGCAAAAAUUUUUAGGUAAAUUUUCAUUAAAAAAUUUAUACUUCAAUAAAAGUAGAAACGAUAGAAGAUUGAAACGGACACUAUCAUUUACUUUGCCUACAAAUUCUUCAAAUAAUAACUCGCUUUAA
Molecule: messenger RNA, 681 nt
Organism: Meloidogyne enterolobii
Lineage: Eukaryota; Metazoa; Nematoda; Chromadorea; Rhabditida; Meloidogynidae
Source: the annotation of a GenBank genome assembly